CUCAGAUUUGAGUAAGUAGAUUUCAGACCCUGAAACUCCGUAUUCACACAGUUCCUCCGUGGUUCUCUUGUCCGUGACGGGUUAAAGAAGUGGAGGACCGCCCGGGUCUCGGAUGAUUUUUCAUCCCUACAGGUUGUAUGCUGGUUAGGCUCCUUUUUCGCAGUUGUUUGUGAACUGCAGAGCGGAUUUAUAGACUUUGGAGUUACUGUAAGCCAACCGCUUCCCAGAAAGCGAAAGUAAAUUUCUCUGAAGCUUUGUCAGCUGUGUGAAGCUGACACCCCACCCACGUCAAAAACUCCAGCAAAUAGUCUGAGUGGUUGGUGCUCCGUUUGUGCAGCAUGUCCUCCACUCUAACUCGUCAUGUGAUCUGGCAGUCCGACGGGCUGGUGGCCUACCUGAACCCCCGGCCCUGGACCCCGGGCUCCGUGAUCCUGGAGAGCCGCGCUCCAGGCAGCGCAGGAGGCAGCAUCUUCCACCUCAGUGAGUCUGAGUGCUCGACCUGGCUGCUGGGGGCGAGGACCGUCGCUGAGCUGCUGUGUGACAGGCUGGGUGUUCGGAGGUGUGCUCUGGUCAGCAGACCCCACAGAGACAAACCUGCUCAGAUCCGUGUGCUGCCCCUCCACGGUCUGGACGCAGAGUGGCGCCCCCACCUGGCCGGAGAGGAGGAGCACAACGCUCACGACCCGGGAUACUGCACCUCCAAAACGGCUCCUCGAUGGAGCGACUCCAGCCUGACUGACGUCCAGAAGCGAAUCAGGGCGAAGCUGCCGCUCCCCGAUGCGCCGCCCGAUCUCACGUUCCUGGGCGACGACCCGGCUCACGCCGGCCUCUUCUCGCGCAUCGUCCGAGGGGAGGAGAAGCAGUGGCGCGUGUGGGAGGACGAAAGCCAUGUCGCCUUUCUCACUCCGUUCCCCAACUCUCCUGGCUUCACCGUGCUGGUUCCGCGGCGACCUCUGACCUCCGACAUAUUCAGACUGCAGAGAGGAGACUACGAAGCGCUGGCGUCGGCUGCCAGGAAGGUGUCGCUGCUCUUGGAGGAAGGACUCGGCGCCUGGGGGGUGGGGCUUAUUUUCGAGGGCUUUGAGAUCGACUACGCUCACGCCAAGCUGAUUCCUCUGCUGUCACCUUCACCGUCAGGGGAAGGAAGCGAAGCCGCCACGCCUCGCUGCCCGCACUUCCACCCUACUUACCCGGGUUAUGUCACGUCAGAGGACGGACCUGAAGCUGACCUGGAGAACCUGAAGGAGAUGCAUGCUAAAAUUACUGAAGCUUAAUGUCGCUGCGUUUAAGUGAAAGUUUUUUUUUGACCAAUCACUAAACUGUGCUUGUUUUCCUUCAGCCAAGCAUGUAAAUAAAAUAAAUCAUCAAGCAAGUAUUUUGUCUUUCCAUCAAAAACAUUGACUUUUUAUUCAGAAAUCUGAUUAAAACUAUGUGAAUACUAACAUUCCAGUAAAUGUAAAAGUUGUGAUCUUUACAAAUCAGACUCCAGUGUAUGCAUUUUAAAUAACUUCUUAAUAUAAACUCUAACUUUAUCAUAUAUUCAACACAAAAGUUGCAAACACAAUGCCCCCCCACCAAUAAAUGAAACAAA
Molecule: messenger RNA, 1591 nt
Organism: Poecilia latipinna (sailfin molly)
Lineage: Eukaryota; Metazoa; Chordata; Actinopteri; Cyprinodontiformes; Poeciliidae
Exons: 4
Coding region: 339-1274 (311 amino acids)
Molecular function (GO): catalytic activity
Source: RefSeq, a predicted model, not a curated record